UUUCUAUACUGGCUACGGGCAUGUCGCAUGGGUAAGGAGAUGGCCAGUGAAGCAAUGUCCGGCGCCCCCGGCGACGCGGGGUCGCUCCAGAUGGACGCCAUAGCGCAAUGCAUCCAGGUCGUUCCCGAGAAAACCAUGCUGGAGAUCAGCAAGGGACCGCUGGGUCGAUUCAUGCAGUCCUGUGAGGAUAUCCAACAAGUGAGCCGUGUAUGGCAGAGUCUGCUGAAGACCUUUGCGACGGCGUCGAUCUCGCAUGGCCAUACCUCGGUGUCUUGCAACACCGUGAGCGCAUUCCUCGAUGCGGCGCGGAUCUCCAAAUGCGAGGCUACCAGGCAGUUGGUUCUCUCGCGCGAGACAUGGAUGUCGGUGUUCGAGGUCUUCUUGGUUCGCUUCAAGGACGGAAAGCCCAAGCCGAUGAAGCAGCUGCUGGAAUCCUUGGUAGCUCUACUAACCAAGCAUCUCGCCGAACAUGACCGGCAAUUCAUCAAGUCGCAGAUCAUCGAUGCGACGCUGCCCAGCAUCGUGUUGAACGAACGUCGUUCGCAGCUCAAGGCGUGUCUCGUUACGCUGGAGAUCUUGGUCCGCAAGAAUGCGCUCCCGCCAGUCGAGCUCACCACGAUGGUUCGAAGCUGGCUGCGGGAAAAUGCCGGUCGAUGGAUCCCUCUGUUCCAAGAGGAUUGUAAAGCUCUCGCGAUAGACGUAACCCAAUUUCUCGAGAAGACCUCCGAUGAUGGGCCUGCUACCCUUGAGUCGCAACGACCAGCCGCAGAAGUGUUUGUGCUGGCCUUGGUGGCCCAGGCUAGAAGCUUCGAGCUGGCUGCAGGCCCGGGUGAUACCAUGACAGCUUUCUUCCAGAAAGUGAAAGCCUUGCCCCCGACUAGUCACUCCCGCGAGCAUGUGCAAGGGUUGUUGUCAGUCUGGGUGGCCCCGGUUAGACACGUUAUUCUGCAGAACAUGCAUCUCCUGGAACCCAUGUCUUCCUAUUUUCUCCAUCCCUUAUUCAGUAUCGACCCGAUUGGCUUCCGAGGCUUUCUAAACCAAUUGCCUUUUGAGAACCUCUUAACGGGAGACAUGCAUGAUGCCCCGGUCGACGAACUCUCUCUUCUCUUUGCGUCGUUGCAAAUGGCGAAGAAGAUUGGGUUGGUACAUGAAGAUCAUACCUCCCCCAAGGGUCCCACUGCCAAAGGCGGAGCAGCAGAUGAAGGCAUCAUUCUGAAGAGCGAAGUGAUCGGACAGUUUCUCUUCCACCGAGAUUUCAGCAUCAGAAUAGCUGCCCUGUCACUUCUGAUCACGGCGAACGCCACUACCAAACCCUUUACGUCGGCCACCAUGAGAGCCAUCCUCAAGGGCCUCCCUUCCUUACACGCCGAAUCGGACGCCUAUUCUCGCGGGGAGAUACUGAGUAUUAUCCGUAAAUUGAUUCCACGCCUCAAAGGUGGCAUCAUGAGUAGUGAGCAAAACUGGGCCGAGGUGAUGGCUUCCGCAAACAAGAAACAGCCUCCCAACUAUGCGCGUGACGAUCCAGAAACCCGAGCUUGUUUGACGGAGUACCUGGAGUUUCUAAAGGCAGACCUUCAGCCCACAGCAUCCUAUCAGCGUCAUAUCACGUCUUUGAAAACGUUGAUUCUCCUUUUGGAGUCUGGACUGGAUGCCCGUUUUGAAGGUAGCAUCGUUAGCAAAAGCGAAGGGAAUCUCACCAAAUGGAGAUUCAAUACCGAGGUCUUCGAGCCCAAUCUCUUACGAUUGUUGGUUGAUCUGCUUCUGGACCCAUUUGAGGAAGUCCGAGCCAGGUCUCUCUCGAUUGUUAACUUGUUUCCGCGCGAUCUCUUGCUCGGCGAUGGCGUACAAUUGGCUAGUAACGCUUCAGACCAGGCUCAGCUGCUAGGUGCGCUGGACACGGCAGAGCAAAUGGCAAGCCGGACCAGUCGUGCGGAUUAUGCGGACACCGUUGCUCGUUUGUAUCACAUCCUGUUCUGUGCGGCGCAGUCUUCUUCUAUAGAUGCCUCGCAGUGGUGGGAAACAAAGAUCGGCGUGGUCGAUGCUAUUCUGAAGAGACUGGAAGCGAAACUCUCUCUAUCCGGGGCGAUUGUCAAAUAUCACCUGCGCGAUGCACCAUUGCACGGACACGUUUCUGCUCUAAGGUAUAUCGUUUCAACCACAGACUUCCAUGCCCUCAUAUCGGGCCCUGAAUCGCCAAACUACGAGAACUGGAGGUCUACACACGCGAGGAUUGUGUCUAUUUGCGACAAAAUCUGGAAUGAAGUGAAACCUGUGCUGUGCAUCGAUUCCCCCGAAGGCCAUAGUGACGAGCCCGCCGAAGGGCUCUCUGUCGGACCGAAGGAUAUUUUGUCCUACUCCUGGCGUGCUCUGCGCGAGUCAAGUCUCCUUCUUCACGCGACGCUUGUCAAUUCUACAUAUGGCCCGCAAGGGUCGUCGGGGUUGACUUACGAUGACUACCAGAAGAUCGGAACAACCAGCUUUACUCAGCUUGCUGAACUUCGUCAUAGAGGAGCAUUUUCGACUGUCUCUCAAACUUUCGCCACUUGCUGCUUGCGGUGCGGCCAGUCCAGCGAUCCAGAAGUUGCAGACCUUCCGACUCGAUGGUACCAGGAUGCCAGAAAGAUUAUAUUUGAAGCAGCCUCUAAACUGACACGUCGGUCGGCCGGUCUACCUGCUUUGAUCACCGGUAUCGUGUCAGCAAAGCCGGGAGGACCACUGUUUCGAAAGGUUGUCGAUGACCUUCACGAGAUCUCACAUUUACCAGCCGCCCAUAGUGACAAGCAAGACCUGGAAUUACCUCAAGUUCAUGCUAUGAACUGCCUGAAAGACAUCUUCACAAACACCAAGUUUGGGGCUUUCACGGAAGCCUUUAUCAUGCCUGCGUUGACCUUGUCCGCCGAACGAAUUGGGUCUCCUAUAUGGGCACUCCGUAAUUGUGGAUUGAUGCUCUUCCGGGCUCUACUAACGCGUAUUUGUCGCACCGGAACUGGCCUAGGAUUCGGUGGUAAAUCCGGAUCAGAGCCCGGAGCUCGAGUUUCCUUCCAAAAAUACCCGGGCUUGAUCCAGCUGUUGUCGACUCUCCUUACUGAGGAAGACACGCGGAAUAUUGCGGCACAGGAUGACCAUUCCAUUGUUACGGAACGUGUGUUCCCGGCAUUGGAGCUCAUUGCUGAAAAGGUUCCUAAUGUCUACGACGUCGAUGACCGGAUGAUUCUCGGACUGGUCAAGACACAACUCAGCAGCCCCGUUUGGGGUAUCAGGGAGCAUGCAGCCCGAGUAUAUGCAUCGAUAUUGAAUCGCUCUGAUAUCAUCAAGGAAGUUAGAUCGCUGAUUGACGAUGACGCACAGUCUAAAGCACAAGACUUGCUUCAUGGAAAGGCGCUUUGUGUGAAGUAUGCGCUACGUAGAUUCGCGCUUGUCUCCAACUCCCUCUGGAACGAACACGCUGAUGAGCUGUCGUCGUUUAUCAAACACUUUUUUGCGAUGGUAUUCACUCUUGCCGAAUCGCCCUUUGUUGCCACUACUCUGGUGGAGGUCCUGACCGAGACCGUGGUGAAAAGUCUUGACUCCGGCUCCGAAACAAUUCUCUUUGCUACUCUGAACGAUAUCUUCGACGCACACUCGUUCGAUGAUAUCCUGGACUUUAUAUUUGACUCCACCCAUCCUUCGUGGAAAUCAUUGAGUACGACGCGUGCAGCUUCUCUCCUAAGAAGAGCACUGUCAUGGGCUGCGGUUUUGCGGAGGCUCGGUACGGAUGAGUCCAACGAACUGGAGACAUUCAUCCUGAAGGUUUCUUGCUUUGAUGCCAACGCUGGUGCUUGGCUACUUGAACAGGUGCAGGAGACAUUUGGUGAAAACACCGGAAAGAGAAAUACUCUUCUUCGCCUUUAUUCGGUCGUCAUAUUGGGAGAUUAUCCCGGCGAUGUCAAGUCAUCGGCCAUUGCCAGUCUGGCAUCGUCCCUAGAGACUGUGCUUGAUUUCAGCCGCGACAACUUCCACGGGAUCGAACUUCCAUGGGAUGCUCUGGACAGGCAAAUAAACCUUGGUUCAGACGCACCCAUCUGGAACCGUGAUCGAUCCGAUGCGGAAUUGCGUCUUCAGGGAUGUCUCUUGGCCGCCAAAGUCAUCUCCAAUCAAAGUGGGAGCUUGCAGGAAGAUGUUUCUAGGUGGACGAUCAAGCUUCGAUUUGCGAUGCAGGAGGAAACAGAAUUCACAACUCGCCACGCGGCAGUUGCCUCCAUCACCGCAUUCGGGCGUGUGCUCCGUUCCCCGGGCAAGGCCCCCGUUGCCGAGGGCUUUUUCCUGGAGCCGUAUUUGAUCCUAUAUGACAUGCUGAAUGACGAUGACGAGGAGUUGCGUGAUCUCGCCGCCUUGACCGCCUCAUGGGUGCUCUCAUAUUCUUCCGUCACGUCCUCCAAGGCCGUGACGCUGUCGCCCUUCAAUGCCAGUCAUCUUCUUUCCGAAUUCAUCGUUGACAACUACUCGGGGUCACCCACGCUCUGCGCCCGUGUGAUCCGGUACAUUACAGGUCAAGAAACUCGAAUUGGAGGAUCAACCCAAAGGAAGCGCCUGUCUUCAGUGUCCGACCUGAUUUCCGAGCACAGGCAAGAAAGCACCACCCUUUUCGAGGAAGAGAAACAAAACCUGUUCGUCGACGAGGUUCGCGAAGUCGAAAGAUGGUCCGGACAACUGCUUAGACUGACGAAGGGCUCAUAUGACGACCGCUUGACUGUGUCUGUCUCUCAAUGGGUUUCCGACGGACUUUCGUAUCUCAUCGAGCUGGCAGUAGACGGUGCUGGGUCGGGCAAGGACGGAUUUAUAGGCUGGACCAGCAAACCCGAAACCUUUACCUUGGGUGUCCGUCUCAUUAAUCUCGCGGCCGUGAUGGCGUCGCCCGGGUUCCCUGCUUCCAGGAGCCUUGGGGGUGAAGGACCAACGUUGAAGGAGAAGCUACAGCUGCUCUACAUGCAUGGGAAGGCGGUAUCGUUGCAUGUUGACUGGCUCUCUAGGAUUCGGCGUGCAGUGGAUGCUUCAUGAUAUCUUAUGAUUUGGUUUAGAUAAAAGUUAUAGAC
This is a messenger RNA of Aspergillus steynii IBT 23096, 5072 nucleotides long. Its product is annotated as THADA/TRM732 family protein. Gene Ontology annotation, cellular component: cytosol. The transcript is spliced from 9 exons. The record is from RefSeq and is a predicted model, not a curated record. NCBI's taxonomy places the organism in Eukaryota, Fungi, Ascomycota, Eurotiomycetes, Eurotiales, Aspergillaceae. The coding region runs from base 28 to 5037 and encodes 1669 amino acids. Gene Ontology annotation, biological process: tRNA methylation.